UGUCGUUACAGUGCAAUAACAAAACGCGUUUGAAGUGUUGAGUUGUUGAUUGUAGUUUGCAUUUGUGUUCUAAUUUUUUUAUUUUUCCAUCAGUUUUAUGUUAGUUUCACUAAUGUUUUUGGCUCCACCUUAGUUUUAGGAUGACAAUGGAAAGGAGGAUAAAGUUAAAGGCAUUAAACAGUCACAUUACUUGCAAAAUAUGUCGGGGCUACUUCAUCGACGCGACCACGGUCACCGAGUGUCUUCAUACGUUCUGUAAGAGCUGCUUAGUGAAACAUUUGGAGGAGAACAACACAUGUCCAACAUGCGACAUAGUGAUACACCAGUCCCACCCGUUACAGUAUAUCAGCUUCGACCGGACAAUGCAGGAUAUAGUGUAUAAGUUAGUGCCAGACCUGCAGGACAAUGAAAUAAAACGUGAGCGUGAUUUCUAUCGAGCUCGCAAUCUGCCUUGCCCCAAGGAUGCGGCCCUGGCUGCAGACAAGCCUGGAGCCGAUGAACCUGAACAGCCAGAUAACACUGACUGUCAUAGAAAAGAUGAACAGGUGAAUGUAUGCCUGGAGUGCAUAUCAACAUCGCUACGGACACUGAAGCGCAGCUUCAUCCGGUGCUCAGCACAAGCCACAAUCACACACCUCAAGAAGUUUAUAGCUAAGAAAGUUUUAAGCGGAAUGGAGAAGUAUAGAGAAAUUGACAUUCUAUGCAACGACGAAUUAUUAGGCAAGGACCAUACGUUAAAGUUUGUGUAUGUGACACGUUGGCGAUUCCGAGACCCUCCACUGAGACUGCAGUAUAGGCCUAAGAUUGACUUGUAGGUGGAUGGUAUUUUUAUAUUUAAUACAUGUAAUACAACUACACUACCCGGCGACAAACAUUAUACAUCAGGAAGAAGAAACAUUUUUAUAAUACGAUCAUUUCAUUGUACAAAACCUUUAAUCUUUUUGAGGAAAGAACUUGACUAAUUUUAGCAUACACGCAGUCUCUUUCCAUAUGUAGAUGUGUAAUAUUUAUUGACGGAUACUGUAAUACGACUUCACACUUCCUUUUCUAACACUCAAACAUAAUCUAGGCCUAGGCCUCUUUAUUUUUAUACAUAUUUAUUUGAAAUAAAGUAGUUUUCAAACAUAGGACAGCAUGUCCUUUUUAUGUGGAUCAUAAUAUUAUAAUUGCAUUUGUAAUCUAUAUUUGUAAUCUAUAAAUAUUUAUUAUCUGUGCAACUUUGACAGUCUGUAGUGCAAUGAUGAUCUUACCUUUACCAUAUUGACUCAAGUAUGUAAUUUUAAUCUACAAGGAAGUGUCUAUUUGUAUUUAGUGUUAAGAAGUUAAAAUUUUAUUUUAUUUUACCUCCCUGAAAGUCAAAAUGUUUUAGGUCAAUUCUAUGUGUAUUAUUAGUUCAAUUAAUUCUUAUAUUUUAUGUUUCAAUGUAUAUUUUAGUUUUUGUUACUUUUGUUAGCA
Messenger RNA from Spodoptera litura, 1455 nucleotides. RefSeq names its product polycomb group RING finger protein 3-like. The record is from RefSeq and is a predicted model, not a curated record. Lineage: Eukaryota; Metazoa; Arthropoda; Insecta; Lepidoptera; Noctuidae.